CAAAACCAGAGAUUUUUCUAAAAAAAAAUCAAGAUACAUAUGUAGAAGCUUUAAAUAUUACAAAAGACUUGUAUGAUUUAGGUAAAAAGGAAGAACGAAAGGAGCCAAUACAAUGGCAGGAAAUAAUAGAUAACGAUCCGGUUGAAGAGCUGGUAAUUGAUAAGCUUAAUAAUGAGCAAAUAUGGGACGAAAUUGAUAGGAAAAACAAUCCAUUCUUGAAAUAUGUUAAUGAUGAAUUGGAUGCACUUGAUGAUUUUAUUGGAAACCAAGAGAAUAGUGAAAAUGAUGAUGACAGUGUAUCCAAUGACUCUAAUCAUGAUCUACUAGAGAACAAAAUAAUAGAAGAUCUUUCUAGUACACAUUCCGAAUUAUCGGAUAACAACAGCAUGGAUGUCGAAGAUGAUCUCUUUGAAGAUGAUGUGCAAGAAUUUAAUAAGAGCACAGGAGAUGACGUUAAUAUGCCAGAAGAUGAUGAAAUCGAUUACUUUGCGGAUCCUGAUGAAUUGGCUGAUGAGUCAAAUGCCAAUGACAAUUUAGAUAUUGACAAUAGUAAAGAUGAUUAUGGGCAUGAUAAUGAAUCCUUGAAUAAUUUGGUCUACGAUCUAUGUGCUAAAGAGACGAGCGAUGACAAAGGGGAUAAAGCUCUAAAAUCACCCUUCCACAAAAAACAAGAAAAAGUGCAAAAACGAAUAGAACAGCUAGAAAUGGAGAAUAUUGCUGAUAAGGAUUGGACACUAAUGGGAGAGGUAUCAAGCAAGCAUAGGCCAUUAAAUAGCUUAUUAGAGGAGGAUUUAAAUUUUGAUCAUAUCGUUAAGCCAGCUCCUGUUAUUACUGAAGAAGUCACUAUUAAACUUGAAGAUAUGAUAAAACAAAGGAUUUUGGACGAAACGUUCGACGACGUUGAACGUAAACAAGAUCCAAAUUUUAGGCCAUUUCUACCUUCAAAAUUAGUUGAAGUGUCAGAUGAAAAAUCUAAAAAGUCCUUAGCAGAGAUAUAUGAGGAAAGUUAUAUUAAACAAACAUCUGAUAUGCCAGAUGAGAAAGAUGAAGCGUUAAAAAAAGAACAUCAAGAGAUUGAAAAUAUGUUUAAAGAAUUGUGUCAUAAAUUAGAUGCUUUGAGUAAUUUCCAUUAUACACCAAAACCGCCUAGACCUGAAAUUUCUGUCAUUGCUGAUGUACCAGCCAUAGCAAUGGAGGAAGUUAUACCGGUUCAUGUUAGCGAUGGUACAUUACUUGCUCCUGAAGAAGUAUAUGAUAAGAAGAAGCAAGAAGUAAAGGGUGAUACUGAAAUGGAUUCAAAUGAGAAAAAACGAGCACGAGCUGCCAAAAAACGGUUAAAGAAGAAGGAAAAGAAAUUGAAAGAACGUGAGAAAAAAGUUGUCGAAAAAAUGAAUCUUGGACUAGGGAACAAGCAUGCAAAACAGAAAAUGUUGGAUUCACUAAUAGGCCAAAAAAAUGUGACUAUUAUCGGGAAAGAUGGGACGAAGGCUUCUGUUUCAAAACAAAAGAAACAAGAAAUCAAUAUUAAGUCUACAAAUCUGAAAUUAUAA
Messenger RNA from Racocetra persica, 1550 nucleotides. NCBI's taxonomy places the organism in Eukaryota, Fungi, Glomeromycota, Glomeromycetes, Diversisporales, Gigasporaceae. The record is from the annotation of a GenBank genome assembly.